GACGCUCGCGCGCGCGAUGACGCGCGAGGACCGCGCCGAGCGCGGUGGUGCGUCGAGCGGCGACCGCGCGACGCGACGCGACGCGACGACGGCGCAGCGGCUGACGUUUCUCGCCAUGGCGCCGGUGUUCGCGCUGUCGUUUCAACUCUCGAUCUUCGCGUCGACCGACGGCGCGCGCGUCGAUCGACGCGCGCGACGAUCGCCCGGAUUCGAGUGGGGCAAGUUCAUGACGCGGAGCGUCGCGAACGCGCGGUUCAAGCUCGCGCCCGGGAGCGGGACGCUGGCGAGGGAGAAGCGAAGGACGGUGUGGUUGUGCAACCAUCGCGCGUGGAGCGACUUCUUCCUGGACAUUUAUCUCACCGAAGGACGCGCGUUCACGAUGAGCCGAAUGCUCGUCGCGUACGCGUUUCCGCUGUUCAUGGUGCCGGCGAUGGUGUGCGGGGUGGUGUUCGGAUUUAAACGCGACGCGGGGGAUAAGGAGAAAUUAAACGCCGCGCUCGACGCGCACUUUGACGCCUUCGGCGGCGAAUUCGCGGGCAUGGUGUGUUACCCGGAAGGCACGCGAAACGUGAGAGAAAACUCGAUGCCGUUGAAGCGUGGGAUGCUGAGGUACGCGCACUCGCGGAAGAUGGCGGUGCAGUGCGUGUGCACGGCGAGGAAAGAGCGGGUGUUUAGUUCGCAUUUGACGUGCGCCGAGCGCGGGUUGGCGUUGCCGGUGUAUUUCGCCGAGGUCAUUCACGCCGAGGAUUACCCAGAUUUCGAGGACUUUUACAACGAGAUUCGCUCGAGAUGGGACAACGCGUGGAGCGCGGCGAACGGGGUGAGCGCGGCGGAGGCGGAAUCGCUUCCGGAUUACACGCCUCGAGAGCACGUCGUUCGGUGCACGCCUCGUCACGACGCCGUCAUCGUGUCGAGCGCUCUGCUCACCGUCCUCGGCGUCGCCUUGACUUGGCGCGCGUGUUCGAAAUUGUUGUAGCGCAGCGCGUCGCCUCGCGCGCUCGCGCCGUCGUCGCUCGCGC
Molecule: messenger RNA, 1019 nt
Organism: Ostreococcus lucimarinus CCE9901
Lineage: Eukaryota; Viridiplantae; Chlorophyta; Mamiellophyceae; Mamiellales; Bathycoccaceae
Exons: 1
Coding region: 116-976 (286 amino acids)
Molecular function (GO): acyltransferase activity
Source: RefSeq, a predicted model, not a curated record